CCCAGUACAGUUGGCCUACAUUAUCUAUUACUUAGGCCUAACUGUUUAUUGUUAAAGUUCACAGCCUUAUCUAGAGUUUCUAAAUCUAAGUGAAGAUGUAGCUGUAUGUCAAGGAUUAAGAGAAUACCUUGACAGGGUUAUUAUUUAGUUCAAAGGAAGAUGAUCCAACUUAAUGGCACACAAAAUACCUCGUAUUAAAAUCCGUCAACCAAAUGUUGAUGACAAGGAACAACUUGUUAAAAACUCAGAUUAUGAAUUUGAGGAUGAUGAUGACUUGUACCAAUCACGAGUAGAAGGCCUACCUCGUUGCCAGGAAAUGAUUCACAUUACUAAUAUGGAGGAUCAAGCACACCAAAGUGAUGCUUUGGAUAACCAUAUGGGCCAAAAUGAUCAGAUUAUAAACCAACUCUCUGGUCCUGGUCAUGGACAUCCUUUGUUACAUCCUAUGGCAAGAUCAAGACCUACGACAUCAGAAAAAACCAACACUAGACGGCGGGGUCACAUGAAUAAUCUGCCAGAACGAGAUGCCUUGUGUCGUAUUUUAGGGAACGACAUUUCCUCUGAUCGCUUCAUGUCUUCCCAGGGAUCUCCAUACAUGAACAAUCUACUAAAUAUUGUAUCUUCGACCGAGGAUGGCAUGCACCAGAAAAAUAUCAUGUUAUCAAAACGGAUCCCAACCUGGGUGUGGUAUGUACUUGCAAAAUCUCUUGGAAUUAAAUUAUCACCUACAGACAAACCUAUAGCGGCAACAGUGCUUCAUAUUCUGACGAUGUUUAUUGCACUGGCAUUUGCGGUCACUGGACUCUGGUUUAUUGUAAGUGAUAUUUUAAGUGAGUAUUCAAAGACUACUGUUUUGAUUGGCACUGUGGCCGUUGUGUUGGGAUUUUCAUGGAUUUGUAUGGGAAUUUAUUCACACAAACUUGCUGGACGACUUUUCAGUAAUAAAAACUUUGUGGAGUCGGUUCGAAUGCAUGCAAAAACCUUUCUAAAGAUCAGUACCGUGGGUCUGGUCGUCAUUGUUUGUUUGAUCAUCAUCGGUAUCCAGGCGUAUGAAAAUUUUGUCGUUUACACUGGAGAAGGAUCAGCAUGUAAAUUGGCUGAGAUAUAUCCAGUCGUGUGUGAUGUAAUGUAUGGAACAAUGAUAGCGUAUUUAGUUAUCGGAAUGAUCUGGAAUAUUGUUGUGGGAUGUGUUCUCCUAUCUGUUUGCCGAACACAUACAAUUAGUAUCAGAAGAUUUAUGAGAGAGUUGGCCCUGGACUCGAAGAUCUUUGAAAUGAAUCUGAGAAACGAGAUCUUAGGACAAAAGAUAGAAUUAGAUGCUCUACUCGAUAAAAGUAGUCAUUAUGAUGAUCUAUCUGAUUGGUUCGUAUGGGAUGACCGUAUUAACACAGACCCACAGAGUGAUGAUGUCACAUCACAGAAGAUCUUUAUCCAGUCUAUAGUUGGACAGGAAAUGGAACAGAAUAAGGAUGCCUACAUUCCAAAACGACAAAAUUCCAAUACAUCCUCAUCAAGAGACUACAAUGGUCCUGAUUUGCCAGACAUAGAAGAACAGCAAGAAGAGGUACAUAUUAGCGAAGAAAAUUAUACCCAGACAACUGAAGGUGAAGAAGACGGAGAUGCUGAAAGGGACAGAACUCCCACACAGAUAAUGUCGAAUGAAGGGUUGUUAUUUUCCUACUGGAAAUUAAGUCAAAGGUUACGAGUGACAUCACGUUAUCUUCAAAGAUGGCUGUCUAGUUUGAUAUCUUUUAUCCUUAUAUGGUGUGCUGAUUACAUCAUGUAUUGGACUACCCAUAGUGCAACUUUAACAGGAAUACUACAGUUUAUUCUGCCAUUGCUCAUCCUGUUGAUAAUCUGUUCAGCGUAUGCGGAGGUCAACUCAGAAGGUCAACGAAUGCUAAGGUGUAUUUGUCCAACAGAAGAAAGAAUGUCAGUUAUUUAUUUUAUGUCCCAACAACCACUUCAGAUGCAGGUGUUCAGUUUUCCUAUCACCUACAAUGCCUUAUUAGGAGUUAUUCUUGCUUUCUCGGUUGCCAUAGCUUCCAGGAUUAUAUUAGAUGAAGUGCUGAAGUAGUAUUUGCUCAAUAGAGAUGAAAGAGAUCUAUCACAUUUCAACUAGUGUUUAUUCACUACAAAUGGUGUCUUCAUUUAUUUUAUCACUUUAAUGUCUUUCACAACCCUUUUUAUUUUUCAAUUCUUUAUACCUUGUGCCUGUAGAACAAAAUAUAUCGGUUGACCCUAUUUAGGCUAUUAUUUGCCAUUGAACUGGCAAGAUGGCUACCCAGUACCUAUUAUGAUUGGCUGAAAUUGAUCAUGAACGAUACACCCAUAUCAUUAGGGCAAUUUACACUGAACUGCUGUCAUUACACAUUUUAUCACACAAACAGUUUACUUCAAACUUUUUUUUAUGACAAUGUAUGGAAAAUCUUCAUGUGUGGUAUUCAUUAAUUGUAUAAUAUUGUCUUGGCUCCUAAUGAAUAAUUCCGGGACAUGGCUGUUGGACUGAACACAAAUCAACACGCCUCUAAUUUCGAAAUAGGAAGUAUUUAUCUCUUCAGUGCAGGAGAAACACACCAAAGACAUUCAGAACAUAUCCCAGUCUAAUAUAACUAAUAACACUCUGGACAACCAAUUCUAUAAAUCAUCAAUUAUAAUUACUGGUGGCCUUAGACACCCAAGUUUAUAAACCUUUAAUGAAUUGAAAGAAAAUAUUAGUAUAUUUUUAUAUUUAAAAAAUGAUAACUUUAUGAAUUCUGUUAAUAGAAAAUGUCAUUUUUUUUAUAUGGAAAAAACCCCAAUAUAUUUUAUUUUGUUGUAUUAUCUAAAUGUUGUUUACCUGAAGAGUUUAAUAAAAUAAGGACGGUGCUAGUAAUCGACAAAUAAUUUAGUUCUUUUUUCAAAAACUUUUAUAUUAUUGUGUAUUUAAUACCUAAGAAUAGUUAUCUUUAACCUUUCAUAUAUUUUAUAUUAUAUACUGUGUCAGAUGGCCUUUUUCCCCCUACCCAUGUAUACUUUUUUUUAAUUUAUUUAUACCAUAGUCGAUUUAUACUGCACAAAUAAAACAUUUAUUAAAGGAGCAAAACCUGUUUGGUUCUGGUCAAAUUUCUAUACAGUCUUUAUGUAUAAUAUUAAUACUUUGUUUCAUUUUGUUUUUGUUCCUUUUGAUACUUUAUUGGGGGGGAGGGGGUCAAGUGGUGUGGUUUCGGUUCCCCGUGACAAGGAGUAGGGUUGCCUGUCCGACCUUGUGGGUUUUCUCUGGGUUCUCCAGUUUCUUCCCACUGCUAAAGACAAGACCCCUACGCGCAAGUGAAUUAAUGAAAUAAAACUGAACCAUAUGUUAGUUCUGAAAUGACAUCAGGUGGACGUUAAACUGCAUUUCUCUCUCUCCCACUUUCUUGCUUUAUCAUUUCGGUGUAAGGACUGUACCUUUUGCACACUGGUGGCUUUAUAAUGAAGAUCUGGUCGAAAUUAUUUAGUUGGUUGAUUUUGUUGUAUUACUGAACAAUGGGGAGCUAUACAUUACUAUUGCAGGUCCUUGUCACCAUUGAAGAUGAUGACUUGUAUUUCUUCCAAAAAGUAUUAUAUUGCUACUGAUGUAAGUUGUGAUUCACAAUAACGAUUUGUCUUUGAAAUGGAAUUUACAAGUAUUAUUCAUCAAAAUGUAUCUGGUGGAACUACUGUUCUCAAAGGACUUGGCAUUAGAGACCCACUAAAAGUUUAAUACUGUAACAGAACAUAAGCAUGUAUUUAAUUAUGAUUGUAAAAUAACUGGUUUAUAUUUUAGAUAUCAAAAGAUCUUGCCCCUGUUGUUUUAUUUUAUGAAUAAAUUAUUUAAUCUAUG
Messenger RNA from Patella vulgata (common limpet), 3844 nucleotides. RefSeq lists its product as uncharacterized. The transcript has 9 exons. NCBI's taxonomy places the organism in Eukaryota, Metazoa, Mollusca, Gastropoda, Patellidae. The record is from RefSeq and is a predicted model, not a curated record. The coding region runs from base 173 to 2077 and encodes 634 amino acids.